AUGAGUGGAGGAUUUCCAUUUAGCCUGUAUAUGGAGGAGCUACUAAGACUAGCAGACAAUAGUCUCUGUAGAUCCAGUGAGAAAAAUUUGGGGAAUGAGCUGUGCUAUAUUAAGAAGAACAAGUGGAGUAACAGUUCGAGGGGUUGGUGGAAUAGUUGGAACCUAGACGAAAUUGAAGACCGAGGGGUAUUACCAGUAUUCCAAGCGAGCGCCAAAAUCUGUAAGAUAAUAGAGGAAUGGAGCAGUAGAUUGACUAGAGGAGACGAGGGGUCGGUAGUGUUUGAAGAAAGAAGUGGAUGUGACAUUAGCAGCUUAGGAUUAGCAUUGAGAGGGGGCAGCAACACAGGACGAUGUCCGACGGAGCCCAUAGGUCUUGAGUGGCUCAAAAGUGAUGAAGACGGAAAUAUAUCAUCUAAUACCGUUUCUCAGAAGAGGAUGAAGGUAUGUCAGGCUAUAGUCCAGAUAAUGAUUAGGGAGUAUGGGAUGUCGUUACCAAAGGGUGGGAUAGGCGAGGGAUUUACUGAGGGAGAAAAUCGUUGUCAGGGCGUGUAUGAACAAUUAAAAAGAUGGGGUGGCAUUAACGUAGCUGAACAUAUAAUGAAUAAUUGGUAUACAGUUGAGAGUACUUUGCAAGUAAGCGAGCAGAAGUAUAAAAUUACGGGGAAAGAUCUGUUUGAAUUAGUGCAAGAGGCAGUUUGGGGUACCGAUAAGGGUGAGAAGAUGUUAGGAUGUAAAAAGUGUCUCCCUGGCAACAGAUGGACCAAGGGCCAAGAACCUGUUUGGUGUGAGGAGCUAUUGAGUAGUGGAGUGUCUGGGGGUCCCCAAGCACAUCAUCUUGCGUCCUUCCCCGUGGCUACUGAGGACACAUUGACCAGUGGGGGACAGGAGGUGUUCAAGGAAACAAGAGAGGACGAGCAGACGACACUGGCCGUAGGGGGGAGGCCGAGAGGAGACCAAAAAGGGGAACUCCCCACGGGGGCAGAGUUAGGGGGGAGAGGAGUAGGAGGACAAACCAGCAUAGAUCGUGUUGCUCCCAUUAUAGAGGAAGACGAGGCGGGCGUAUCAUAUUCUGGCAUGUUGGGGGCUGGCAUCUCUUUGAUUCUGGCAAUAGUCGGAUCCUAUGGAUUGUUUAGGAUCUUUAAUACCAGGAGUAGGCGAAGGGGGGGGGCGAAGGGCGCGAAUUAUCGUGGGGCCUUGAUGUAUCGAGCGAUGCCAACGUGA
This is a messenger RNA of Plasmodium inui San Antonio 1, 1221 nucleotides long. RefSeq lists its product as hypothetical. NCBI's taxonomy places the organism in Eukaryota, Apicomplexa, Aconoidasida, Haemosporida, Plasmodiidae. The coding region runs from base 1 to 1221 and encodes 406 amino acids. The record is from RefSeq and is a predicted model, not a curated record. The transcript has a single exon.